UGGCGUGGCCGGACGAGGCCGUUGAGCUUCUGGACUGACUCCGGGAGGGGGUGGCAGGGCAGAGUGGAAGCACUGAGCCAAGCUGCGCAGUCAGACGCGGACUGGGGCGCCAGCUGAAGAAGCCGGACUUUCAGCGUGUAGCCAGGACCGAGACAGCAGUGUGUCCAUUGUCCAGAACUCAUCUGAGAAACUGCCACAGAAAUUGCUGCUCUGCUCCAAGCUGAUCACUGAACAGGGAGCUCCAGAAGCUGCAGGAUGGGGGCGGCCUGCGUCAAAGUCACCAAGUACUUCCUCUUUCUCUUCAACUUGCUGUUCUUUAUCCUGGGUGCCGUGAUCCUGGGCUUUGGAGUGUGGAUCCUCGCAGACAAGAACAGCUUCAUUUCUGUCCUGCAAACCUCGUCCAGCUCACUGCAGGUUGGAGCCUAUGUCUUCAUCGGCGUGGGCGCCAUCACCAUGCUCAUGGGGCUCCUGGGCUGUAUUGGUGCUGUCAAUGAGGUCCGCUGCCUGCUGGGGCUGUACUUUGUCUUCCUUCUGCUGAUCCUCAUUGCGCAGGUGACCGUAGGGGUCCUCUUCUACUUCAAUGCUGGCAAGCUGAAGCAGGAGGUGGGCAACAUGGUGAUGGACAUCAUUCAGAACUACAAGGUCAAUGCCAGCAGCAGCCGUGAGGAGAGCCUGCAGGAGGCUUGGGACUACGUGCAGGCGCAGGUGGAGUGCUGUGGCUGGGUCAGCUUCUACAACUGGACCGAGAACUCGGAGAUCAGGAACUCUACGGAGAUCCUUUACCCCUGCUCCUGCGAGGUCACGGGGGAGGAGGACAACCAGCGCAUUGUGAAGAAGGGGUUCUGCGAAGGCCAGGGCAACAGCACCCAGGGCGAAAACCUCCCAGAAGAGUGGCCUGUGCACAAGGAGGGGUGCAUGAAGAAGGUGCAGGCGUGGCUGCAGGAGAACCUGGGCAUCCUCCUGGGCGUCUGUGUUGGCGUCGCUGUCAUCGAGCUGCUGGGGUUGCUCCUGUCCAUCUGUUUGUGCCGGCACAUUCAUUCUGAAGACUACAGCAAGGUCCCCAAGUACUGAGGCUGCUGACGCUCCCCUCUGUCCUGUGUCUCUCCACCCUCAGCCUCCGAUGGGGCCUCUCUGGCUCUUUCCCCCAUGGCCGGUGCGCCGUCCACCUCUAAGGCCUCUGGCUCAUCCUGAACAGGCCGCAUCAGGGACUCUCUGGGCCUGGACCCUUCUCCCUGCCCCUCUGCUGCCAGUUUGGAGCCCUGGCUGUUCUGUGGCUCUUACUUACUGUCUGGGACCCAUUAACAGCUUGAGAUGGCUCCCAGUGUUACUGUACAGAAUGGCGGGGUCCCCACCCUGAAGUCCUAUUAUAUUGUAUUAAAUACCAGGGAAGGUGGGUGUAGCAGCCAUGGCUGCCCAGGGACUGCCCACAAGAAAGGUUAGUGCCUCCCCAUUAUGACGCUUUCUUUGUGGGUUUUUCAUGUUUCUGUGGGAGACAGACAGAGUAGGCAGUCUUUCCCCACACCUGACAGCUCCCCCCCCAACCCCCAGCAGCUCAGCCCAGCAGGGGUUGGGGGGGGAACUGCCCCAGGUAGCCACUAGUGAGCUCUUCCGUGAUGAGGGACCCGACUGCUUAGGGGCAUGGGUCCCUCAGGUCUGGCACAGGACAACUCAGCUCUGGGGACUAGGAGGAGCUGGCCUGGUGUUUCUAGGCAGCUGUUCCUGUCCCCUGGGCUAAGGGUGGUUGAGGCUGUGCCUUGCAGGGGUGGGGGAGGGGCCUCCAUGUGCUCAGCUCUGAAAUCAACUAUUAAAGGAGGGUUUGUACAAUAUA
Molecule: messenger RNA, 1828 nt
Organism: Peromyscus leucopus (white-footed mouse)
Lineage: Eukaryota; Metazoa; Chordata; Mammalia; Rodentia; Cricetidae
Gene: Cd82
Product: CD82 molecule
Exons: 10
Coding region: 256-1071 (271 amino acids)
Cellular component (GO): membrane
Source: RefSeq, a predicted model, not a curated record